UUGAUUUGUUUUUAUUUAUGCUAGUUCUUAAACUUAGUCUGAUGAAAGAUUUGGAUGACGAAUAAGUAGUUAUCUUCCAACUUCAAGCGAUAUUUUUUGUUUAACUGAGAGAUGCUUGGUACAAAAAUGAAUACUGCAGUUCAUUUAAUGUGUUCUGUAUAUAAUAACCUUCGGAUAUUCUAGAGCAUUAUCUACAUGAAAACAACUUGAUUUACGGAAAUUUUGUUUUUCAUACAUGAUUAUUAUUCCAGUAUGAGCGAUUUGGAGAGCGAGGAUUAUCCAGAUUUACCUUUUCCGCCAUGCGUAUCGUGGACGGCAGAAGAAGUCGCGUUUUGGAUUGGAGAGAUUGGAUUUCCUCAUUACAAAGAAUGUUUUGAAAAAAAUUUUGUCACUGGACGAAAGCUAGUGCUGCUUGAAGCUAGACAUUUACCAAAAAUGGGGAUUACAAAUUUUGAAGAUAUUAAAGCGAUUACCGCAGCCAUUCGAGGAAUUCUGAAUACAAAACUGAUAGAAUAUUUUAGGAAUAUAUCGUUGCCACGGAGAGAACCUUGGGCUUUGUACCUGGAGGAGUAUAGCAGAACGGGAAAAACAGCCGAAAAAUUGAAAUAUCCUACCUUUCUGAAAGAAAGGAAAAUGAAACAUACAGAUCCAUGAAAACUACAGUUGCGGCAUUCCAAGAGUUGGAUGAAGCAACAGUUAUAUCAAAUUUAUUAAAAAAAAUAAUAGUAAAAUCAUUACUUCUAGAUUUAGUUCUGGUAGAAAAAAAGAUGCAGUUAUCUUGAUAUCAAUUUAUCAUAAUGACAAUUUCAAAGACGUGUUUAAACUUUAUAAGAACAUCGAAUUAUAGAAAUACAACCUUUAUUUAAAUCUACUGUUAUUAAAAUAAAUUGUAGUAUUUG
This is a messenger RNA of Stegodyphus dumicola, 899 nucleotides long. Its product is annotated as sterile alpha motif domain-containing protein 15-like. Gene Ontology annotation, molecular function: protein binding. Lineage: Eukaryota; Metazoa; Arthropoda; Arachnida; Araneae; Eresidae. The record is from RefSeq and is a predicted model, not a curated record.